AUGCCUGCCGCCGCCCCGCCGCCCCCUCUGCGCCCUGCAGCGGGGCCGGGGGGCUCCUGUGGCUGCCCCUACGCCCACCAUCCCGAACCUCGAGGAUUUUUUGACCACACUUUAAACUGUAUUAGCUCAAAUAUAAUGGAGAGGAGACUACAAGGUACUUGUCCACCAAUUGGGCGUGGAAGUUUUGGAAAGCCCUUCUUUGGUACAAACUGUUUUAGUUCCCCAUUCAUAAAUUCCCGGACUGGUUUCCACACUAUCCAUUCUGAGAAUAGCCCUGUAAAGCCAAGGAUUGUCACUGUAGUAAAACCUUGCGGGCACAUGGUCAGAAAGAUAACAUUGCUUCUAAAUCGGCGUUCUGUUCAGACGUUUGAACAACUGAUUGCUGACAUCUCAGAAGCCCUGGGAUUUCCACGAUGGAAGAAUGACCGUGUGCGGAAAUUAUAUAAUUUGAAAGGAAGGGAAAUCAGAAGCAUUUCUGAUUUCUUUAGAGAAGGCGAUGCAUUUAUAGCUAUGGGGAAGGAACAGCUAACUCUGAAGAACCUUGAAGUGGCACUCCAAGAACUUUAUCCUGAAAACCCUUAUGCUCCUCUUACUGGAGCUACACAAAACUGGGAUCAAGUAGAUAAAACCAAAAACAGGCUAUAUGAAAAGGCUUCUAAAGCAGAAAACAGCCUUGAGCCUAUAGCCACCAAGAACUGUAUGGAUGUUGUCUCUCCUAAACUAAUUAACAGACAUGAAGUAAAGGCCCAAACCAAGGCCAGACAAGAGGAGAAGGCAAGGGCCAAAAAGAAAUGGCUCAGAGACAACUGGAAUGGAGAGCAAGAUGUGAAGCCUAGGAAAGCUAGAGAAACUGAGAGAUAUUUUAACCAAGAGAAAUGUCCUGAAAGUGAAUCAGAAAAGAGUUCAGACCUGGUUGUCAGAUGUGAGAAGUGCCAAAGAGAGAGACAACUCAUGCAAAAACUGCAGAAGGAAAGACAGACUGAUCUUCCUUUUGACAGCAGAGACUUGGAUAUGAGAACGUGUCAGAGAUACAAUGUAGAAAGGCCUGCAAAAUUGAGAAAUUGCAGGAAAUUGAUGGAAAAUUCAGUGGAAGAAGCCAAAAUUACAUGGAAUGAUGCUGGUUGUCAAGAUUCCUGGACAUCCUCACACUGCCAUGUCAGCAAAGAUCCUGAGAAGCAAAAGAGAAGCAUUGGCAGAGAGCAAACCCUGGAAAACCAUGACGAUCACGAUGAAGAAUUAGGAAAGAUGAAGAUGAAGCCCAUAGAAACUCAGCGUACCAUAGUAGGAGAUGCCUAUGAACUAAAGAAGGAACACAGAAAAUGUUCUAGAGUGAAUCAAAGCUGUUGGCUGAUCAAGGGUUCUCAGAUGGAUGCCGAGAAGCCAUCAAAAGCUCAGGGGAAGAGAGAAGAGGUACGGAAAUCAAAAGAGGAAACUAUCGGAGAAGUGAAAUUGGGGCAUGGGGAGAGUGAACUGAUUAGGCAAGAAAGGGAAGAAGAAAUUAAACUCAACAAAGAGGGGAGCAAGAAACGUAGGGCCAGUGACUCAAAGUUGAGACAUGAUGUCUCUUGCAGAGCAGAUGUGGAGAAGUGCUACAAAAUUGGUCGAACCCUUGGAGAUGGGAACUUUGCUGUUGUGAUGGAGUGUCAUCACCACAGCACCAAUCAGAACUAUGCUAUGAAAAUCAUUGAUAAGUCCAAGCUGAAAGGAAAGGAAGAUAUGCUAGAAAAUGAAAUCUUGAUCAUCAAGAGCCUCUCUCACCCCAACAUCGUAAGCUUGAUUGAAGUUUUUGAAACAGAUGCAGAAAUCUACCUAAUCUUGGAGUUUGUUCCUGGCGGGGACCUGUUUGAUGCCAUAAUAGAGAGUGUGAAAUUCACGGAAAGUGAUGCUGCUCUCAUGAUGACUGACCUGUGUGAAGCUCUAGUUUAUAUUCACAGCAAGAACAUUGUUCAUAGAGAUCUCAAGCCAGAAAAUCUUCUGGUUCAGCGUAAUCCAGAUAAAACGACUACAUUGAAGUUAGCAGAUUUCGGCCUUGCAAAGCAGGUGAAGAAACCUAUAUUCACUGUGUGUGGAACUCCGACUUACGUUGCUCCUGAAAUACUUGCUGAGAAAGGCUAUGGACUAGAAGUGGACAUGUGGGCUACUGGUGUAAUACUCUACAUUUUGCUUUGCGGCUUCCCCCCUUUCCGAAGUCAUGAACGAGAUCAAGAGGAGCUAUUUCAGAUCAUACAACUUGGGCAUUAUGAAUUUCUCUCACCAUACUGGGACAACAUUUCAGCUGCUGCAAAAGACCUAAUAAGCAGACUCCUUGUGGUUGACCCCAAAAAGCGUUUCACUGCUCAGCAAGUUCUACAGCAUCGGUGGAUCCAUACAGCUGGGAAAAACAGCAGCAGAAACCUCCAAAGGGAGGUGACCAUCAAUCUUGAGCGCCACUUUCGGAGCCAACGCAAGACAGAAGCUGCCAAUGAAGACUCAUAA
Elgaria multicarinata webbii is the source of this 2475-nucleotide messenger RNA. RefSeq names its product doublecortin like kinase 3 (gene DCLK3). Gene Ontology annotation, cellular component: cytoplasm; nucleus. NCBI's taxonomy places the organism in Eukaryota, Metazoa, Chordata, Lepidosauria, Squamata, Anguidae. Gene Ontology annotation, molecular function: protein kinase activity; ATP binding. The transcript is spliced from 5 exons. Gene Ontology annotation, biological process: peptidyl-serine phosphorylation; intracellular signal transduction. The coding region runs from base 1 to 2475 and encodes 824 amino acids. The record is from RefSeq and is a predicted model, not a curated record.